Messenger RNA from Neltuma alba, 1021 nucleotides. RefSeq names its product ganglioside-induced differentiation-associated protein 2-like. The transcript has 3 exons. The record is from RefSeq and is a predicted model, not a curated record. NCBI's taxonomy places the organism in Eukaryota, Viridiplantae, Streptophyta, Magnoliopsida, Fabales, Fabaceae. Bases 87 to 707 code for a protein of 206 amino acids.
UUUUACACGCAAAUCCCAUUCCAUAACAUCCCGCGACCCAAUUUUAUUCUGUUGCCGUCAAUUCCCAGAACUGAAGAAGAACUCUGAUGAACAAAAGAAUGAGUGAUAACAUAUCCGAGAUCGAGAAACUAGAGUUACUUCACAAAUCGCAGGUCUUCAAGAUCAGAGGCAGAGACAAGCAAGGCCGCAAGAUCCUUCGCAUCAUCGGCAAGUUUUUCCCUGCUCGGCUGGUGAGCGUUGACCUUCUAAGAAGGUACUUAGAGGAGAGGAUUUUCCCGAAACUGGAGAAGAAGAAAUUCUCGGUGUUAUAUGUUCAUACCGGCGUUCAGCGGAGCGAGAAUUUUCCAGGAAUAUCGGCCUUGAGAUCAAUCUACGAUGCGAUUCCGUUGAAUGCAAAGGAAAAUUUGGAGGCCGUGUAUUUUGUGCACCCAGGCCUCCAGGCGCGGCUUUUCCUCGCCACGUUUGGCCGUUUUCUCUUCAAUGCUGGGUUGUACGGGAAGGUAAGGUACGUGAGCAGGCUGGCCUAUCUGUGGGAAAAUGUCAAGAGGAAUGAGGUGGAAAUACCAGAGUUUGUGUACGAUCACGAUGAAGACUUGGAAUAUAGGCCCCUGAUGGAUUAUGGAUUGGAGAGCGAUCACGCCAGGGUGUGCCAUCCAUCGUCCAUUGAAUCCCCUAUCUCCACCUACUCCAUGAGGUGCAUCUCAUAGGAUCAUUCCCCCUUCCCACUCUUCGCUUGCAGAGCACAAAAACGAAGGAGGAGAAACUAAGAACAGCUCAGACAGAUAGAACCUUUUUUUUUUUUUGGUUGGCGUUUGAACUAAAAUUUCGUCAUGUAUAUUGCAUAUGAAAGGCUUUUUUUUUUGUAUCACUUAAAGUUUUAUGUCCAUUUUAAAUUUUUAGCUGAUUCCCCUGUACUCCUGUGAAUAGAUAUUUUGGAAUUAAUAUCAUAUAUUAAGUUGUAUUUUAUUGUUCAGAGACCAAUCUAAUUUCAAUAAAAGGCCAUGACUCACAUAGUUAAUUU